Molecule: messenger RNA, 2464 nt
Organism: Sesamum indicum (sesame)
Lineage: Eukaryota; Viridiplantae; Streptophyta; Magnoliopsida; Lamiales; Pedaliaceae
Gene: BPG2
Product: P-loop containing nucleoside triphosphate hydrolases superfamily protein
Biological process (GO): brassinosteroid mediated signaling pathway; chloroplast rRNA processing
Cellular component (GO): chloroplast stroma; mitochondrion
Molecular function (GO): GTP binding
Source: RefSeq, a predicted model, not a curated record
AGAGAGAGAGAGAGAGAGAGAGGUGGGUUUAUCCUUCUGGUGGCAGAGACCGCUUAAACCUCCCGCUUCCUCGUCAAUCUUCAGGUGAACCAAUUCGCCCCUUGCCCAGUAUCUUAAGGAGAAAACGAAGGGAAGAUCAAGAAAAUGGCAGUCUUGCUUCCAUCCAUUUCUCUAUCAUCAAGACCGAUGAACAACCAGAAUGAAGCUAACCCUUUGUCAAGAUUUCAGCUUUUCACUGGACUUGAUAUGGGAAGAAAGAAGGAUAAGCAUAACAAGAAAGAUUUAUACUUGGUACGCGGUAGUGAAGCAGUUAUUCAGAAGACUGCGAAAAUACAAGGGAGAAAUUCAAGAAAGGGUGAUAGAGGUUUGAUUUUGAGUGAAGGAAGAGAUGAGGAUGAGAGUUAUGGGCUUAUAUGCCCUGGUUGUGGAGUGUUCAUGCAAGAUAAAAACCCGAAUCUUCCAGGAUAUUUUCAGAACCGAAAAGUUGAAGUGGCAGAAGAGGUAGAUACUGUGGAGGAUUUCUUGGCUGGAGAAUUUGAUGAUUCUGAGGACUUUGAAGAAGAUGAUGAGGAUGACAUUGAGGGAAAAUUGGAACAAGUUGAUGAGAGUGGGAUUGAUUGGGACUCAGACGAAUGGGAAUUAGAGUUUGGUGAUGAAGAUGAUCAUUUGAAAGAGUUGGAUGGAUUUACUCCUGCUGGUGUUGGGUACGGUAACAUUACGGAGGAGACACUAGAGAAGGGAAAAAAGAAGAGGGUCUCGAAGGCAGAGAGAAAAAGAAUUGCUAGGGAGGCUCAAAGAGAGAAGGAGGAGGUCACAGUUUGUGCUAGAUGUCACUCGCUUAGGAACUAUGGGCAAGUCAAGAAUCUAGUUGCUGAGAAUUUGAUACCUGAUUUUGAUUUUGAUCGAUUGAUUAGCACGAGAUUGAUGAAACCCACAGGGAAUGCUGAUUCGACAGUUGUCGUUAUGGUUGUUGACUGUGUUGAUUUUGAUGGGUCGUUUCCUAAACGUGCAGCCAAGUCCCUGUUCAAAGCACUGGCAGAAGGUAAAGAUGGUUCAAAGCUUAAUAAAAAGUUGCCGAAGCUUGUUCUUGUUGCUACAAAGGUUGAUCUUCUUCCUUCCCAGAUUUCACCUGCAAGGCUAGAUAGAUGGGUUCGGCACCGUGCUAAGGCAAAUGGGGCACCUAAGCUAAGUGGGGUGUAUAUGGUUAGUGCUAGGAAAGAUUUGGGUGUGAGGAACUUGCUAGCAUUCAUCAAAGACUUGGCUGGGCCAAGAGGGAACGUUUGGGUCAUUGGGGCUCAAAAUGCGGGGAAGUCGACGUUGAUCAAUGCAUUUUCUAAGAAAGAAGGGGUAAAGGUUGCAAAGCUAACAGAAGCUCCUAUUCCUGGAACAACACUUGGGAUACUAAGAAUUGGAGGGAUUUUGCCUGCUAAGGCAAAGAUGUAUGAUACUCCUGGCCUUCUACACCCAUACUUAAUGUCCAUGAGAUUGAAUAGGGAUGAGCAGAAAAUGGUUGAGUUGCGGAAAGAGCUUCAACCUCGAUCUUUUAGGAUAAAGGCUGGUCAAGCUAUACAUGUUGGUAGCUUAGUUCGACUGGAUCUUGAUCAGGCCUCUGUGGAGACUAUAUACGUCACAGUUUGGGCAUCGGCAAGUGUUUCCCUUCAUCUGGGAAAGAUAGAAAAUGCUGAUGAAAUAAAGAGCAAACAUGCUGGAAUUAGAUUGCAGCCACCUGUUGGUACAGGCCGAGUUUCUGAAUUGGGCGAAUGGGUGAAAAGAGAUGUCAAAGCAUCUGGAACAAGCUGGGACGUGAACAGUAUUGAUGUUGCGGUGGCGGGCUUGGGUUGGUUCUCUCUAGGUUUGAAAGGCGAAGCAAACUUAACCUUGUGGACGUAUGAUGGCGUCCAGAUCACUCUGCGGGAACCUCUAGUGCUCGAUCGGGCACCAUUUCUCGAGCGGCCCGGAUUUUGGCUGCCAAAGGCUAUAUCUGAUGCUAUUGGGAAUCAGAGUAAGCUUGAAGCACAAACAAGGAGAAAGGGUGGAGACGAAAGUACGGACGUGCUUUCUGAAGUAGCCACUUGACAAGGCGGCGUAAGUACAACAAGACUGAGAAUACUACUUUCUUCGAGUACAUGAUGAGUUUUCACUUCUGACCUGCUGCAGAAAUCUGCAGCUCCAACAGCACAAUCAGCACUUUUUUUUCACAACUUUGGCCAGAAUGAGUUGCCAAAUCAUUUGACAGAUUGUGAACGUUUCAGAAAAUAUGAAAAGAUCGUAAACACAAGGUUGAAAGACUUGCGUGGUUCCAAGAAUUCUCCUGCGCCAACAGUAGCUUAAAAGAAGUUUCUAUCAGAAUAGUUUUUUUUUGUGUGAAUUAGAGUUGAAGAACACUCUUCAAACUAUUUAUAUUAUGGCACCUGUAAAGCAUCCUAAAUUUACAAUAGAACGCAUGGAUUUGUUAAGGUCUCUA